AUGGCCGAAGCAGAGCAGCAGCAGCAGCAGCAGACAUGGACUGGAAAACCAGUAUGCAAAGGGAUCGAGUUACAGCUCCGGGACUUCCUGCUGGUCUACAACCGGAUGACUGAGCUCUGCUUCCAACGCUGCGUCUCCAACCUCAACUACCGGACGCUGGCCGUAGAGGAGGAGUCCUGCCUGGAGGGCUGCGCUGGGAAGCUGGUGCGUUCCAACCACCGCCUGAUGGCCGCCUACGUCCGGCUCAUGCCCACCCUUGUCCAGCGCCGCCUCGCCGACUAUGAGGCCAGUCAAACUGGCCCAGAAAACAGCCCGCAGCCACCCGACCAGGCAAGCUGAGCCACCACAACGCUGCUACUGCUGCCAGCUGGGGCAGGGGUCGGUGCCAGGACAAUGGCUGGGUGGUGGGGAUGCCUGCCAGUGGAGCCCCAUACAACCAGACUUGCCCGUUGGACACAAGAGGGCCAGUUGGGAUGGAGGUCACUCUGCCCUGGAGCCACACAGAAUGAGGACUUACUGUCUCCUUGCUGGUCUCCCACGUUGGCAUGAAGGGGAAUUGUUGGGACGCUCUGGUGGGGUGAGGUUGUGUAUGUGCCUCCCUGCUGGUAAGGGAAAUGGAGCCUCAGGAGGAUGGAGGGGGCUUCAUUGUCCCAGUACCAAAAUUAAAACAUCUAUUUCCAGUAA
Sceloporus undulatus (fence lizard) is the source of this 684-nucleotide messenger RNA. RefSeq names its product translocase of inner mitochondrial membrane 10B (gene TIMM10B). Gene Ontology annotation, cellular component: mitochondrial intermembrane space chaperone complex. Bases 1 to 339 code for a protein of 112 amino acids. The transcript has 4 exons. The record is from RefSeq and is a predicted model, not a curated record. NCBI's taxonomy places the organism in Eukaryota, Metazoa, Chordata, Lepidosauria, Squamata, Phrynosomatidae.